AUGCAGAGAGUGAAGAAGAAGCUAAUGGUGUCACCAUUCACACUCUCCUCACUCCUCCGCCGCGAAAAAGACCCAAAGCUAGCUCUUCAACUCUUCCUCAACCCUAACCCGCAUCACUCAAAUGCCAAACCAUUUCGCCGCUCUCUCCUCUCCUACGAUCUCAUCAUCUCCAAACUCGGGAGAGCCAAAAUGUUCGCCGAAAUGGAAAUUGUCAUGGAGAAUUUGAAGAAAGACACCCGAAUUAGUCCGGAAGAAAUCAUUUUUUGCAACAUUAUGACGUUCUACGCCCGAGCGCGCUUGCCCGGUGAGGCCCUCCACCUGUUCGACGAAAUUCCCUCUUAUCGAUGCCGAAGGACUGUGAAAUCAGUGAACACGUUGCUGAACGGGCUCCUUGUUUGUCACGAAUUCGAUAAGAUGAUGGAGGUUUAUGGCCGGAUUGAGGAUUACGGGAGCCCUGAUGCGUGUACGUACAACAUUCUGAUAAAUGCAUUUUGUGUGAUGGUUGAUUUGGUGCGCGCGCGGAAGGUGUUUGAUGAAAUGCUGAGGAGAGGGGUUGAGCCUAAUGUGGUGACGUUUGGGACUUUGAUUAAUGGGCUUAUUACGAAUUCGGAGCUGGAUGCGGCUUUCGGGUUGAAGAGAAGGAUGGAGAGGGAUUUUAAAAUCAGACCUAAUGCACAUAUCUAUGUAGCUUUGAUGAAGGGGCUUUGUAGGGUGUUUCGAUUGGAUGAGGCUGUUAGGUUGAAGGGUGAGAUGUUGAGAAAGAAGGUGGAAUUGGUUCCUGCGGUUUAUUCUACAUUGAUCAGUGCGUCUUUCAAGGUUAAUCGAAAGGGGGAGGUUUCUGGAUUGUUGGAGGAGAUGAGGGGAAACGGGUGUAAGCCCGAUACAGUAACUUACAACGCGAUGAUACAUGGAUAUUGUAAGGAGAAUGAGUUUGGGUUGGCUUUUGGGGCUUUGAGUGAGAUGGAGAAAGACGGCUGCAAGCCGGAUGUCAUUAGUUUUAAUGUGAUUAUUGGUGGGCUGUGUAGGGAGGGGAAAGUGGGUGAAGCCUAUGAUUUGUUGGAAGAUAUGCCACGGUGGGGAUGUGCCCCGGAUGUGGUAGCUUACAGGACAGUUUUUGAUGGUUUGUGUGAUGUGAAGCAGUUCAAAGAAGCAGCAAGCAUUUUGGAUGAGAUGAGUUUUAUGGGAUAUGCUCAUCAUACGUCUAGUGUAAGCAAAUGCGUGGAUGCAUUGUUGAUAGAGGAGAAUAAAGAGUUACUAUUAACAUAUGUGUUUAUGUUGGUGAAGAGAAACUCCCUUGAUAGAUAUAUAUGGAGACUUGUAACUUGUUUGCUCUGUAAACGUAGCAGUUUAGAUAGUCAAGAACUGUUUGAUGGGCUGAUUAAUACUCAUUCUCUUCCGAUGGGCUAGAUAUACUUCGCGGCUGGUUUUUCCUCGUGCACUAAAGAAAUGGCCAGGAGUUCCGCAACAAGUGGUUGAGAUGCACACUCUUGGCUACUGUGGCUUAAAUGGCAGAAAAGGGCUUACGAAGCAAAAUAGAGAUUCAUAUGAAGCAAGAUGGAGCUUCUCUGGGACAUUUUAAUGAAACAACUGUUAUAUUUUGAUUUUACUUGAAGCGUCGGGCUUUGGAUUUAACAUCCUGUUAUUGGCAUUCACUUUGGGGCCUAUUGUUCUCAUCCAGAAUGCCUGACUUACAAGUGGAUGGUUUGCACCUCAGCUAAAGUUGCCAAGCAACACAAAGACACAGAAUAUGAGAAUAUACCCUUGGUAUGGCCACACCCUUGGACGAUGACACGUCUGCUGGAGGCAUUCCACCUAUUCAUCCUCCGUCAUUUGAAUAAUGGAUUCCAACCAAAUUUCUGUAUUCAAACUUUUGGGGGUUGGUUGGAAGCUCUUUCCUCGUUUACCAAUUAUGCUUUUCUUUUCAGUUGUUGUCCCUGUCUUGUUCUGCCUACCUUAACUUCUGCUUGCAUGCAGAAACAGACAAUUCAUUUUGCUUA
Molecule: messenger RNA, 1997 nt
Organism: Salvia hispanica
Lineage: Eukaryota; Viridiplantae; Streptophyta; Magnoliopsida; Lamiales; Lamiaceae
Source: RefSeq, a predicted model, not a curated record